AUGGCAACGAUGCUCGACCUUCCACGUGAGCUCUACCUGGGCAUCUGCGCCCUGCUGUCCGCUCACCACCUCGCCAAUCUGAGUGGCGUGACCAAAGACCACUACCUGGCAGCUCAGCAACCACUGUACAACCACAUCCAACUAACAUCCUACAAGAAGCUGGUCCGGCUCACCGAGACGUUAUCCAAGAAUCCAGUCGUCUCCACAAUUAGUCCACAGCAACGACUCCGUUGGUUUAAGCUGAGCGAGGAGCAACUUCUAGAGCGAAACAUCAAGACCAUAGCCCUCAUCCUUGACAGGGCCAAGGACGGCCAUAAGAUUACCGGAGCAGUGGUCGCCAAUUGUCUCGGCGCAAUCAGUAGGAAAUGCUACUCGGUCAAGAUCUCCCUCACCCUCCAUGGAGGAUGGCCCGGAUGGCAGAAGCAGUUGGAAAGGUUUGGUAUGAGUAAUGUGACUGAAUUGACUCUUUUCAUUGGAUCAGAAAGUAAAAACGAUCAGGGGACUGAUACUGAGGCUGGCGCACGACUCUGGGACCUGGUGUUCUCUGGGAGCUGCUUUUCUGACUUGAAGCGUGUGUAUAUCAACACUGCGGUCGAUGAUCUCGACGGACUGCCGGAAGAUCUUUUACACUCCGUAGGGCGAGCCUACCCGGUCUCUGCCAGCCUCGAUUGGGAGCCUAUUGUUAAGCCUUCGAAGGAUACAGCAGUCCUAUUCGGCCUCCGCAAAAUGGAAGCGAUUACACUAGCUCACACCACACGCCUCACAGUCGACACCAUGACCUCCCUCUUUGCCUCAGAUCUCAUCCCCACACGACUCACAAAGCUUGAAAUCGUCGAUUGUCCCAACCUGCAUCCGGUGCGACAUCUGAGCGCGAUCUGCACACUUUUGCAACGAGCCCUGCAGCUAGUGAAGCAUCUCAAGCUCCACCUUUGCAGACUACCAUCUCAUGAGGCUGGGCUGGAUGGUCAAUAUGGAGCUCGAAUACAAGAGCAUCCAGAAGAGCAUCCUUGCACCAUCAUCCGUGAGCUCGGCAAGACUAUACCACAUCUCGACAUCGCCAUGCCAUUCGUAUGCACGGAGAUCCUACCGCUAGCCAGCAAGAUGUCUGCACGAAGGAUUCGUCACCGUGAUACCGAGAUGGAACUCCCGGCCGUCCCAUUUGAGCCCUACGAUACUUUGCCCGAGAGACUGGUAGAGGCAGAGUACAAGUAUAGGCGGGUGAUUUGUUGGAAGGAUGUAUGUGGCUACGGGUACCCUUGGCGAAAUCUUGUCGAGGUCGUCGAAGGUAUGGGUGUAGAAGACGAGAGAAGUAAGACGAGUUGGGAGUUUCUGCACAAAUACGAGAUGAUGGGUGUCUGGAAAGUCGAUGGGUGUUUACCUGUUGAGCUGGUAAAUCAAGAGAUUUUGGAGAGGCCGUUCGUGACUGGCGGAACAUGA
This is a messenger RNA of Recurvomyces mirabilis, 1437 nucleotides long. RefSeq lists its product as uncharacterized. Lineage: Eukaryota; Fungi; Ascomycota; Dothideomycetes; Mycosphaerellales; Teratosphaeriaceae. The record is from RefSeq and is a predicted model, not a curated record. The coding region runs from base 1 to 1437 and encodes 478 amino acids. The transcript has a single exon.